Cottoperca gobio is the source of this 6362-nucleotide messenger RNA. RefSeq names its product NEDD4 E3 ubiquitin protein ligase a (gene nedd4a). The record is from RefSeq and is a predicted model, not a curated record. Gene Ontology annotation, cellular component: cytoplasm. Gene Ontology annotation, molecular function: protein binding; sodium channel inhibitor activity; ubiquitin protein ligase activity. Bases 1 to 3840 code for a protein of 1279 amino acids. The transcript has 25 exons. Lineage: Eukaryota; Metazoa; Chordata; Actinopteri; Perciformes; Bovichtidae. Gene Ontology annotation, biological process: regulation of dendrite morphogenesis; receptor internalization; protein ubiquitination.
AUGGCACGUCGGCUACGCUUACAUUUUGCGUCAAGGAGAAGCAACACGGACCCUCUGUCAGAAAGCCUCAGCAGCCAUAGUGAGGAGAGCGAAGUCAGUGUGUCAGCUCGUAGCCCCCCAGAGAGUCUGGCACACAAUUCUGUUCUCUUGAAGGUGACUCCUCUGUCACCAGACUACGCUAAUUUACAGCUUUACUCUUCAGUAUUCAUACCCAGGGUUAACACCAGAGGAUUUAGUAAGAAGAGCAUUCUGCAGAUCUUGCUGCAGCCCUGUGGAAAGCUCAGUGGAGAGCUGGAUGGCAGUAUAGAGGAUGGAGACCUGGCGGCAAGUGAAGGAAGUGCAAGCAGUGGCUCUGAUGGAGGCUUGUGCAGCAGCAGCAGCAUGGCCGGCGAUGCCGGGUACUGUAGCAGCAACAGCAUCUUUGAGCCAGAGGCUUCAGAAAAGCACAGGGCCACCCAGGAGAGGUGUCUCCUCCGCUGCAAGUCCAAGGUCCCGCUGAGACGGUGCUCCUCCUUGGUUAUAUUUCCAAAUAGCCCCUGCAUCACCCCACCUGCUUCCCCAGUCAAUCCUGUGGUUCUACUGGCUCUCUCCCCAGCCAGGGGGGCUCAUCAGUCUCUUCAGACAUCUGCCAGUGAAUUCUCACAAGAUGAUGAGGAAAUUACUUGCAACGGGUCCACCACCACGGUGGUAAGUGGCCAUCGUCUCCCUAAAGGAAGUUGUUUAGGCGAGCUGAGGGACACCAAACUCAUGGUGCAGUUUAAUAUUCCUUUACAGGAUGAACCAAAAGGCAAAAUGGACGACAGGAAUAAAAUAAGGGAACUGUCGUCAACUCUAGACGGAUCGAAUCGUCACUCUAGCAGCGUGCUGCUGCACUUUGCCCACCAGAGACCAAUGAUGUCCGGGAAUGGAGCUACAACCACGGCCACAGUCAAUGUGGAAUAUCCUGAGGCUCCUAACCCAGCCACACACCCACAGAGUGAACACGACCCUCGCAAAAAACUCUAUCGUAGUACCUCUGCUUGUUUGUUCUCCUCAACUAAACCAUCAGAGAAAAACCACAUGGUCUGUUCUUCAGAAAAAGGCCAGAAAAUGCCAGAGGAAAACCAUUGUCACCGCAUCAUUCAAAGGAGCUUUUCCCUGGAGGUGCCCUACCCUAACACUGGAAUUUCAUGUCACGUUUCCAAUCCAAAACUCAGUAGCCCUCACUCUCCACAUGUGCACAUUCAUGUAUCUCCUUGCUGCCCAGCUAAGUUGCCUAGCUCUGUUACUGAUGUAAACACAAGCCACAAAGGGAAUAAUACACCAAAGAGCCCUGUUCAAAACACCAAGACACGGGAUGACUUUCUGGGACAGGUGGACGUCCCCUUAAAUCAGAUACCGACAGAAAAUCCUAAUACAGAAAGGCCAUACACAUUCAAGGAUUUUCUGCUUCACCCACGAAGCCACAAGUCCAGAGUCAAAGGUCACCUGCGUCUCAAAAUGACAUACCUGCCGAAAAACCCAGGUUCAGAGGAGGAAACGGUAGAACAGACUGAGGACAUGGAUCCUGGUUGGGAGUAUCUGGAGAGUCAGGACAUGUCAGGUCCCAGACAAAGCCAGCUGCUGCCUGCUCUGACCCCUGGCUGGGAGGAGCGGCAGGACAACCUGGGAAGAACCUACUUUGUCAAUCAUGAGAGCAGAACCACACAGUGGCAACGACCCACAAUCCAGGACGAUGAUGCGCAGAUGCAAAGAAGACAGAACAACAAUAUGGACGUGGAGCAGGCUUUUAUUGCACGCAGACAGAUUUCAGAACCCGAUGAGAACACCACACGAGUGUCUCCUGAGAGCUGGGAGAUCAUUACAGAGGACGAGCCCACCAUGUACCACAGCAAUGACCAGGUCACAUCACCUCCACCCCACGGGCCUGAAGAGUUCCUCCCGUUCCGCGAUGAGCAGAGAAACAUUUCUGCUGCCACAGCUGGCGAGCUGCGCACCUCCCGGACGGAUCAUGCUAGUAAUUCAAGCCAUUCCAGUUUCAGAGGAAGUGCCCAGACUUCAACAGGAGAGGAACAUCCUGUUAAUCCUGUGCUGCUUCCAACUUCAACUGGGCUGCCUGCAGGCUGGGAGGAGAAGCAAGACAGUAAAGGAAGACGCUACUUUGUAAACCACAACAGCCGAAGCACCUCAUGGACACGACCCCUCGUACAGAGGACCCAAGAGGCGGCGGCAACAGCAGCAGCAGCAGCGGCAGCAGCGGCGUCAGCAACAGCAGCAGCGUCAGCAGCAGCAGCAGCGACAGCAGCAGCAGCAGCACAGAGUGGUGCAGGUGCAGCCCAGAUCCCGUCUCUGCCCUCACCGCCCACGCCCCCUGAGGUGUCUCCUCAAAACACUACAAGCCCCGAGGCCACACAUGAUUCUCGCUUCCUGCCGACUGGUUGGGAGGUUCGCAGUGCUCCUAAUGGAAGACCCUUUUUCAUCGACCACAACACUAAGACUACUAGCUGGGAAGAUCCCAGGCUAAAGAUUCCUGUGCAAAUGAGGAGGAGACCGUCACUCGACCCAUCUGAUCUCGGCCCUCUGCCACCUGGCUGGGAGGAGAGGGUCCACUCUGAUGGGAGGAUAUUCUACAUAGAUCACAACACCAGGAUCACACAAUGGGAUGAUCCCAGAUUACAGAACUCAGCUAUAACCGGACCAGCAGUGCCUUAUUCCAGAGAUUACAAACAGAAGUACGACUACUUCCGGAAGAAGCUGAAGAAACCGGCCGACAUCCCAAACCGCUUUGAGAUGAAGAUGAGACGAAAUGCGGUGCUGGAGGACUCUUACCGACGCAUCCUCUCAGUGAAGAGGGCCGACCUGCUGAAGGCACGACUGUGGGUGGAGUUUGAGGGAGAAAAAGGACUGGACUACGGGGGCUUGGCCAGGGAGUGGUUUUUCCUCAUGUCCAAGGAGAUGUUCAACCCGUACUAUGGACUGUUCGAGUAUUCUGCCACGGACAACUACACACUGCAGAUUAACCCUAACUCAGGUUUAUGUAAUGAGGACCAUCUGUCCUACUUCAAGUUCAUCGGCCGCGUGGCUGGCAUGGCCGUGUAUCAUGGCAAACUGCUCGAUGCUUUCUUCAUUCGGCCUUUCUACAAGAUGAUGCUGCAGAAGCCGAUCACUCUCCAGGACAUGGAGUCUGUCGACAGUGAAUAUUUCAACUCCUUGAAGUGGAUUUUGGACAACGACCCAACAGACUUGGAUUUGAGGUUCACCAUAGACGAAGAGCUGUUCGGACAGACUCACCAGCAUGAACUGAAGCCGGGCGGCACCGAGAUUGUUAUCACUAAUGACACAAAGAAGGAAUACAUCUACCUGGUGAUGCAGUGGAGGUUUGUGAACAGGAUACAGAAGCAGAUGACUGCAUUCAAAGAGGGAUUCUUUGAGUUGAUACCACAAGAUCUGAUCAAGAUCUUUGAUGAGAAUGAGCUUGAGCUGCUCAUGUGUGGUCUUGGAGAUGUGGAUGUGAAUGACUGGAGAGAGAAUUCCAAGUACAAAAACAGCUACUGCUCCAACCACGUCGUUAUCCAGUGGUUUUGGAAAACGGUGCUGCUGAUGGAUGCAGAAAAGCGAAUCAGGCUCUUGCAGUUUGUGACGGGAACAUCAAGGGUCCCAAUGAAUGGCUUUGCUGAACUCUAUGGGUCUAACGGACCACAGCUGUUCACCAUCGAGCAGUGGGGAACGCGUGAUAAACUCCCCCGAGCCCACACAUGCUUCAAUCGACUGGACCUGCCUCCUUAUGAGUCUUUUGAGGAGCUGAGGGAGAAACUUCACAUCGCCAUCGAGAAUGCACAAGGCUUCGACGGGGUGGAUUAGAGCUUGAACUGUAAUUGAGCUGAACUGACAUUACUGCAUGAUGUGGUGAAGAAGAACUUGAUGAGAGAAACAAGCUGUGGGUGAGAUUCGGGUCUUAACCUGCCAGCUGUGUGACAGAUGAAGGAAAGUCACACAACCUUCACUUUGCUCCUCUGUUGAGGCACACAAGGAGAAAGGAGAUGAAAUCUGGUGUGACGGAGGUAUUGAAUCACUAUACGUGUUCUAAAGUUUACAAAGCAAAAAUGCAAAGCUGUAUACUGUAUAACAAAAACCUUAAAACACCUUAGUUUCAUUAGGGCUGAAUUGCCUCAGAAAAACGUUAUGCUCAGAUUCUCACGUACUAUUGCAGCUUUGGCCCAACUGAAACAAUAUCACAAACAUCCAAAGGUUUUAAAGGUCCAGUGUGUAGGAUUUAAGGGGAUGUAUUGACAUAUGUUUCAAUUAGUAUAUGAUCAACUAAAACUAAGAAUUAUUGUGUUUUUGUUAGCUCAUAAUGAGCCCUUCAUAUCAUCGUAGGGAGCGGGUCCUCUGCCACAGAGUCCGCCAUGUUGCACUGCCAUGUUUCUACAGUAGCCCAGAACAAAGAAACAAAAACACUGGCUGAAGAUGAUGAAGAAGAGGAGGAAGAGGAAGUGGUUGCUUGUACUGGCUAACCAUUUUGUGCUGUGAGAAGUUUGAGAAGCCAUAUUUUCACAAAUAUAUACUUAUUAUUUUGCACAAAAUACAGCAAGGAAGCGUGAAUCCGCGUCAAAAAGUGAAAAACACGAAGAAGCAAAACAAAAUCGAGACGGGCGAUGGCUAAACAUUGAUGUGGCCUUUCCCAAAUAGAAAUUGCUGAGAGACGUAGAAGUUGCCUGUUUUCUAAUCUAAUCACUAAUCUAAAUUAACCUGAAGGCCACCGUAGAUUCGUCUACACACUUUGAAGAGGGGGGGGGGGGGGGGUUUGGGCACUAAAUCCUACACACUGGUCCUUAAAAAUUAAAAGAUAAAGGCAGCAACUUGUCAGAAGGUUAAGACGGGGAAAAACCUGCCGGAUUAAUUGGCAAUUCAACCUAAAUAAAACCAAUGUGAAGAUUUGUUUUCUCCUAUCAUCAUUUAAAUUCUAUACAUCAUUAUACAUUUUCAUUCCAUCACACUAGAAUCACUGAUGCAAAUCCCAAAUAUAUGCACCUCAAAAGCAUUGUUAGCAGAAAUGUGAAAGUUAUAUACAAGUUUUAGCGACUACACUUAAGGAAGGUGUGUCAUUUAAUCAUUAUAGUAGUAAUGUGCCAAUACCAGGACCAGUAAAAGGCUAAACUAAUUAUACAUUUGUAGUUUGUAUCUGACUACAUGCAGUGUUAGAUUGUGCUAAAAUACGAUGCAUUUUACAUAUUGACAUACGAUCAUUGAAUAGCUUUUCAGUUAUUACGUAAAUAUACUGUACAUACAAAAUUAACUUCUACAAAAGGAUGAAGCAGAAUAAAAACUGUUCUCACAAAGUUGUGAAAUUGGCAAAUAACGCUUAAUUUGUGCACCUUCAUAAAUACAUCCUCUUUGAUGAUCAGUGCCCACUCGUACUCAAGUUCAACACUGGCAAGUUUGUGUAUCAGAGGAAUAAUCAAAUACACACAAUAUCACCCGGCCAGUAGCUUACAGAAACAUUAUCACACACAGCAUGUUAGAAAGUAUGUUGCCUUUUGUCAAUGAGUGAUAUCAUUUUGUUUUCCUCUACUCAUCAUGGGUGUCUAAUUGCAGCACAGUGCUCUAUUUUUAAGAGCACAACUUAAAAAAGUUGUUUUGUUGGUUGUCAAAAUGUGUACAGAGUUUUGUCUGUUUUCAAAAUGAGUAAUCACUUGUUAAUACCUUUUGUAGGAAAGUAACUGUACUUCAGCAGUAGUUUUAACAUUUUCUGAAUGGUAAAACAUGUGUUUACACUACCUGCCAUGUUUACAGGUCCUUGAUAAAAUAAGAUAUCGUGGCUGGUUCUUGUCUCUCUGACAACACAAUUUUAUACUUUAUGCUUUUAUAAAGUGAAGCACUUUGUUAAUAUCGAUGAGUCUUACUUCCAAACUGUCUGAAUCUUUGCCAAUCUGUCACCUGCAGACUGCUUAAAUCGCUUUCAGAAAAUGAUCCUAUGCUUCAAGUGCAGAUGUGUCUAAAUGUUUACAUGUGAACAUUGCUGAAAAUAAGCACAUUCUCUUCUUUCACUUAUAUUUAAAGUUAAAUACAGAGGCCUUCGUUUGCAAUGUAUUGUAGAAUCUGAUUGUUUAUUGAUGUUUUAAUCUCUAAAUGGAAGUACUGUUAUAUAUCUAUUGUCUACUGAAUAAUAAUGAAUAGAUCAACACUUCAUUUCUGCUAUAUCAUCUUUUCUAAUUAAAACAUUUAAUUGUAACACCUAUAAGUGCAUUACAACAACAGACAUGCAACAUAUACAACCGUUUAAAGGGUGGAAUGAACUGUAGCUGUUAAAUCACGAUUUGAUGACCUAUAGCACACCAAAUUGAAUAUAAAUAUAUUUGAAAAAUAAAGAAAUGUAAAAACAA